Messenger RNA from Symbiodinium natans, 939 nucleotides. The record is from the annotation of a GenBank genome assembly. NCBI's taxonomy places the organism in Eukaryota, Dinophyceae, Suessiales, Symbiodiniaceae.
AUGACGGCCCGGCAGUCGUCGUACCUCCCGCCGUCCGCUGCCUCCCAGACAAUGGGUGCUGCACGUGUCGCGGGCGCCGCUACUGCGCUGCGCCUCCUGGAGUGCAAUCCGGACUCCCUCUUGUCGCGUCCACUUGGAGGGCGAGUUUCAGCUGCGAAGCUGGCGAGAAUGCAGUAUCAGGAGCAUCUGGAGGCCAAGGCGGGACACGCCCAGGGCGACCUCCUCGACUUCGAGGACGGCUCUGCGGCCUCAGAGCCCUCCACAUCUUCACAGGUGCCAACCCAAUCCCGGAACGAGAUGCUGCCAGGCUUCCCACCGGAGAUGCUCUGGGCAGGCGAUACAGUGCUCGCACGGUACGGCCCAAACGGGCGGUUUUUCCGAGCGCGUGUUGUCCGUGUCUACAGUAGCCGCGGCAGCUCGUUGGCGGAUGUCGAGUGGCUGAGACCGCAGGACGGACGGAGCAGUGAAGAGUUCCUGGGCCCCUUGCAGGACGAGCUGCACAAUCGGAACGGCUUGCAGGUGGGCACCGAGGUGCGGGCGCUGAUGGAGAGCCGCGGCGCGUCGGCCCCGAGUACUUCGGCCUGCACGCCGGUCGCGCCGAUCGAGCGUAAACCAGGCAGCGAAGAGGGGCCAGCCGCCCUCCCCGAUCUGCUGGAUUUCUCCCCAUUGGGCGAGGCCGCUCCAUCGGGCGACCUCCUGUCCAUGGAAGGCUGCGCCGUGCCAGGCGACGCCUCGCCCCUGCCGAGGCUGAACUUCUCAGGCGCCGGGCCCCCGCCGAUGGAGCUGUCGAGGGACACGCUGCCGAGCAGCGGCUACGGCCAUGCGCAGGUGCAGGCGCCUGCUGCGAGCCCCCAGGAACAGCCCAAGGAAAGAUUCGACUUCGUCUCGGACUUGUUCCUGCAGGCAUCCGAUCAGCCUGGGCAGCAGUCCAAUAGAUGA